CUUUUGCAAAUGAGAAUUCUGCCAUUGCUCAUUCAGUGUGUGUGUGUGUGUCUCUCUCUCUCUUUUUUUAGACAGGAUAGCAGGUCUCCCAUCUUAAUUUUGUCAGGUGUUCUUUAAAUUAAGAAUCCAGGUGCCAUACAGAGAGGGAGAUGGGAUUAUAGACUUCUAAAUGUCCAUCACAAAUACAGUUUCAAAAAAUAUAUACAGGCUGGCUGUUCAUGGACAUGGACCUUUGUCUACAAUCACUCCUGUUGUUCUGUGUCUGCAGACAAGGACUAACUCAGAAUGGAGAGGUGUCAAAUGAUGCUCCAAUCCCACUGGUCCCUCUCAUCCCAUUGAUGCCCAGCCACCCUAAAGAGGAAUCAGGUACUUCUGCCCCCGGUACACAGGAGCCUCCAAACACAAGUCCCACCACCCCUCCUCCCUUUGUGACGACUAGUGCCCCGGACGGGGGCUCGUCUGAGGAGGAUAAUCAGCAGCAGGAUGGGGGUUGUAGGGCCCAGGCCCGCAGGCCAAAAUCCAGGCAGGCCUUAGCUGGCGCCAUCCAGAGACUGGGCAUGAAGCUGUUGGGCCAGAUGAAGACAGGACCUGAGCAGCCCAAUGUCAUAAUAUCCCCCCUCAGCAUAUCCCUGGCACUCUCCCAGCUGGCUCUGGGAGCCAUGAAUGAGACAGAGGAGCUGUUGAUGCACCAUCUCCAUGGUGACACUCUGCCCUGCUACCACAUGUCUCUACACAACUUCCUGGAACGCCUCCGCAAGAGCAACCUGCAAGUGGCCACACGCCUCUACCUGCAACCAGGGUUUGAGCCCAAACCAGAGUUUGUUCAUCAGUCUCAGGAUGUAUAUGACUCAGAGCCAGUGACCUUGGAAGGGCUGGCUGAGGUCAACGAGUGGGUAGAGAGGGCCACUAAUGGAAAAGUGACCGACUUCCUGACCAGUCUGCCACCCAAUCUGCUUCUCAUGCUCAUCAAUGCUGUCCACUUCAAAGGAGAAUGGAAGGCUCGUUUCGACCCACGAUUUACCUCCAAAGAUGUCUUCUACGUUGACGACAAGCACAUGGUCAACGUUGACAUGAUGAUGGGGCCCAAAUACCCCUUGAGUCUGCUCAUUGAUAAUGAUCUGGAGGCUCAGGUGGCUCACUUCCCCUUCACCAAUCAGAUGAGCCUGCUGAUAGUGAUGCCCAUGAAUGGCCAGGUGAACGUGUCAGCCCUCGCAGCAAAGCUCAACAUCUCUCACCUGUACAACCGCCUGCCCAGAGAGAGAUCCAUGCAGGUCAAACUGCCCAAAUUCAAACUGGACUACAGCCAGGACCUGCAGGAGGCUCUGACCAACAUUGGUAUGGGGGAGUUGUUUGCUCGUCCCAACCUGGCAGCCAUAGCUGAGGGCCCUCUGCUGGUGUCCAGUGUACAGCACAAGUCCAGUAUGGAGAUCUCUGAGGAGGGAGCAGAGGCUGCUGCAGCUACCAGCCUGGUCAUCUUACGGUCCAACCCCUUUUUUAGUCUCAACCAGCCCUUCUUCUUUGCCCUCAUGGACGAUAAGACACAAGCACCAGUCUUCCUGGGCGUCAUCACCAACCCUAACCCUGGAGCUCCUGCUAUGCAGAGUAGUGGAGGGUCUGCCAACCUAGAUAAAGUACACUUCCCCAUUGAUGACAAGAAUGACAAACAUUAUAGUCACUCUUUUGGUGGACCACCCAAGUAAGCUGAAACCUCAUUCAAUGAGGGGAGAUUGAGACCAUUAUCUAUUGACCUUGAACUGCACUGCUGUCUGUCAGAGAGGAAGCAAAUCCAGAUGAGCAACUCAGAUGCAUGACAACAGCCCAAGUUAUCCAAAUGGGCAGCUGGAUUGACAGUUUUUCUAAAUGUGACAAAAAAAACAAAAAAACAUUUGUAUUUUGUUUUAUUUCAAAUACACAACACACUGAGGUGUCCCACAUUCGCUAAUGAAGUUUACUGCUAUUUCUAUCUGAUGUUUAGGAUUAAAUGUAUCAUGAAAAUGCAAUAUUGUGUCCGAAUGUAUUAGGCUACUUGAUAAGACAUUAAACGUCAAAAUCCUA
This is a messenger RNA of Coregonus clupeaformis (lake whitefish), 2055 nucleotides long. Its product is annotated as alpha-2-antiplasmin. Gene Ontology annotation, biological process: negative regulation of fibrinolysis; negative regulation of endopeptidase activity. The record is from RefSeq and is a predicted model, not a curated record. The transcript is spliced from 10 exons. Gene Ontology annotation, molecular function: serine-type endopeptidase inhibitor activity. Lineage: Eukaryota; Metazoa; Chordata; Actinopteri; Salmoniformes; Salmonidae. The coding region runs from base 219 to 1700 and encodes 493 amino acids.